Molecule: messenger RNA, 2988 nt
Organism: Trypanosoma grayi
Lineage: Eukaryota; Euglenozoa; Kinetoplastea; Trypanosomatida; Trypanosomatidae
Product: protein kinase
Exons: 1
Coding region: 1-2988 (995 amino acids)
Biological process (GO): protein phosphorylation
Cellular component (GO): cytoplasm
Molecular function (GO): ATP binding; protein binding; protein serine/threonine kinase activity
Source: RefSeq, a predicted model, not a curated record
AUGCGCGGUCGCAGAAGUCUGUCGAGGAUCCAUGGCGCCGCCAGUGAUGUGUCCCAUAUGAACACCAACGUGACAGACAAUACUUCCACUGCUGCAAUCAGAACGACAAGCAGCGUCAUGCUAAGCGCACCAAAGAGCGCGGUGGGUAGGUUGUCCAGUAGAGGUUUCAAUGGGCGCAGCACCCCACAUGCCGAGAGUGACGAUGACUUCGACGUGCGAUCUGCCAACGGCGAUGGUGAGGCAAGCCGAGCUCUUUCCAGUGGGGCACUGAGCAAUGCAGAGGAGGGUGUGCCGAACCUCGCCACAUUCUACAACAAACCACAAGAGUGUUACUACUGUCACAGUCCAGCGGUGACGCGCAUGUGCGAGCAAUGUGAGGACAUGUAUAUAUGUGACGACUGCAUAUUCAGUGACAAGUUUGACCACGACCCGACGCACGCCAUAUCUGCCCUGUAUGAAAUGCAGUCUACUGUCAGUCGGUCAUUCGGCUCCAGUAUAGGGACGAUGGAAGGGGGCGCCAGUAGUCUCUUCUACGACCCAUGCGAAGUCUGUGGUCGGGUGAUUCUUGACACGGAGCUCGUGUAUAACUGUGAUGAUUGCAACGUUGUGAUUUGUGGCGGCUGCUUCCAAAAGAGUGGAGCCUCGGCGCAUGAGCAUGAACUUAGGCCGUUCCAGCGUACGCUUCGCAGUGGUGCGUCGAACUCCGCAUUGGUAAACAAGAGCCGCAAUAGCGAAGGCAAUAAGGUCAUCAAUGAAUAUGUGGUGGUGAGAAUGCUUGGUAGGGGAUCGUACGCCAAGGUGAACCUUGUGCAGCACCGUCGUGCUCACACCUUGUAUGCCUUAAAAAUUUUGCGUCACAACGCCACGAAUAAAGCCAAACGGGCCCUUUUAGCAAAGCCUGGAAACGAGGAUGUUCUAUUGCGUGAAAUUGCCGUCAUGAAAUUUGUGUCACAUCCGAAUCUUGUAAAACUAAAAGAGGUGAUUGAUGAUGUCGAGGCACAGAAGGUGUACGUGAUUAUGGAGUACUGCAAGAAUGGGCCGGUGUACACGCCAGGCAACCAGCCCCUGCCGUUAGAAAAGGUGCGCAAAUACGGUCGCGAUAUCAUGAUCGGCCUCCUACACCUGCAUGAGGAACAUCUCUUCCACCGUGAUAUUAAACCUGCCAACUGUCUCGUGGACGCCAAUGAUGUUGUAAAGAUUGCUGAUUUUGGCACCUGCUCCAGUCAGAUGAAGAACGAGUGCCCUGAGGGAACCCCAGCAUACUCGUGCCCUGAGCAGUACCGUGGGGUGCGGGUUUUGGGUGAAGUCGUGGAUAGCUGGGCGUUCGCCAUGACGAUCUACCAAAUGUCACAUGGGGUCCUGCCUGUAAACACCGAAACAGUUGGAAGCCUACGUGCCAGUCUUCUAAGUCCCACGCCAUUUACAUUCGCGCCAAACUGCGACCCGGAGUUGCGGGAUCUCCUCGCGCAAAUGUUGGAGAAGGACCUGUCAAGGCGGAUGCUGCUGCGAGCUGCGGCACACCACCCCUUCUUUCGCAUGAACAUGAAUGGUGAUUACCAAGCGAGUGCAAUUAGAACCUACACCCGCUCAGAGGGCUCGCAGACGAAACUCUACGAGCGAGCCAUGCAGUCAGUGCUACGCGGCAAAAGCCUGAACACGUGCUUCCAUGGGAUGCGGGUGAUUCGUAAGAUGCGCCGCAGGGCUCUGAAGACUAAUGUCGUCUCUGGAUUUAAGGGAGUGAACGCCAACAAUGUGGUAAUGGAUCCAACUACGGGGGAAAAUUCAAAUGAGGAUGACUAUGCCCCCUCCAUAACACAUGAUGUAGAUGUGCUGCAAGUCGUCUCCAUGUUGUUGGAAACUCAAAAGAAAGGGCAGUUGGAGAUUGUGAACCUGCCCUUGCGUGAGCUGCCUCCUUUCCUAGCCGAUGCUGCACCCCGGACGUCAGAGCUUUUCUUGUCCAACAAUGGCAUUUCUUCAGUGGCAAAUAUCGAUUUUUCGCAGUUCCAAGCACUUCGGGAGGUGAGAAUCACCAACAAUGCACUCACUGUGUUUCCUGUUGAAAUACUCAGUGCACCACGUCUGCAAAAGUUGGAUCUCUCAAACAACCGCAUAACACAAAUUCCCGCCGACCUCGGCCAAGCAAGAGUCUUGGAACGUCUUUCCCUCGAGUUUAACUGCAUUAGGCGCAUUGGCACCGACAAAGCGGGGAAGUCUGUACUUUCCCACCCAUGCCUGCGGCAGAUCCGUCUCAGCGGCAACCCGUUAGCCCACCUCCCGGAGGCGCUGCACACAUGCCCUAAUCUAGAGUUAGUGCUGGAUGACUCCCCUGUGCUGAUGGAAGAGUGGGAAAGGAUAGUGCAGAAAGCGGCGUCAAUAGUAGUAGUGUGGAAUGAUAUUUACCCACGCCAGUUGUGCCACGAUUUGCCUCUGUUCGUGACCUCAAAGAACAUGAACUUGCUUUCCCAGACGAUUCUCGAGACCCUCAACAUCCGCCAUGUUGUCUAUGCGGACACUGAGGAUUGGAUUCACCCCGGCAUCAUCACGGCGGAGGAGAUGGAGCAGUACCUGCAGUGCGGCUGCGACGUUGCCGUGGCGGCCACACCGGAGAAGGCGAGACGUUCUGUGCAGGCCGCACUGCCGCAAGGCCCCGAAAGCGGGUUGGGCCUCGAGUCGGCGACGCGGCCGCGCUCGCUGGCCCCCAUCCUGCGCCUGGCAUCCUACCGGCUUCUGUAUAGCUCCUUUGUUGUGACGGAAUCUCCGGAGGAUGAAGAGGGUGGAUUUUUGCCGCUCUGGAAUUACCUCUCCGAGCGGCUGAAACUGGGGGAGCGUGUCUUAGUUUUUCUCGACGAGAAGAAAAUGUCGAGGUCCAUGCGUGAAACAAUCCUUGCGGCCAUCUGUGAUGUGAUCCGCGUGCAGUCGAAUGGGGGGAUGGAAUUAGAAGAAUGUUACCGCCUCGUACUAGACACAAUGAAAGGGCUUUACGGCUGA